GCUGCUGCUAUCGGUUGGUGGGGAGUCCGUUCUGCGCACAACCUGUGUACCAACCCCAGCUAUGGAGUGGAAGAAGGGUGCGUCCUACUUCGCGUCGGCGUUUUCCCUCCUGGCACUGUGCAACGUUCGCAUUGGUAUAAGUGAGAUAGGGAUAGAUAGAAAGAGAAAGAGAGAGAGAGAAAUAUAGUAUAGGUGUCGUCAGUGUGACAAAGACGGUGCUACGUUUGGUUGAGGAGACCCCAGUCUACUUGUAUCUCUCUCUCUCUCUCUCUCUCUCUUUCGUUCCUCCCCUCUCCUCUCUCUUUCUCUAUCUUUAUCCGGUUGGUUAAAGGAAGACAGAGUUAGGGUGUCUCUCUCUCAGCAUUUCUGAACCCCAGGUUUUCACAGUCUCUCAUUUAACGACGAACGCGUUCGCCGCGUCUCUGCUGACCGGUGCUGAACGACACACAACACACAAUUCUUUUUCUCUCCCUUUGUCCAUUUACGAUGUUUUUUCAUAUAAUAUCCAGAAUUUACGAGUGUCCUCAUUUCUAACCUGGUCAAGAGAGAGAAACUACUCGGUGUGACAACAACAAGUCCAUCAAACAAAUUUGGAAAUGUUAGACCUAACUUUAUAGGCCUAUUUUCUAAUCUGAUUUUCAUUGGAUAUGUCGGAUUAGAGUGUGUGUGUGUGUGUGUGUUAGUUUGACAACAAGUGCAGAGAGUUUUUGAAGAAAGACUCGUUGAGAACGUUUUCAGUUUUGUUUAAAUGGUGACACACAUGGUAUAUGAUUUAUUAAGGAUAAGGAUGAUGAUUAGGAAAAGUCUUGGUGCCUUUGGUGAAUAAGUAUACGUUUUCUCUCUCUCUCUCUUUUAUCCUUGAAACGUUACCGAAUAAGAUUCACGAAUGGACGAGCCGGGAGCGUUUAAUCCCUUGCCUCUCGUUUGCAUAAUUAGCCGCGGUACUGCGCUGCGGGCUCCCUCGAGGUAGAAGAGGAGGUUAUCCCCGUAAACUUUGACCGCCAAGAUCUUACCAAGAACGGGGGAGGAAGAAAGGAAAGGAAAGUAAAGAAGAAAGGAAAGGAAACUUCGAAGUAUUCGCGAGAAGAAGAAGAAGAAGAACAGUCUUUAUAUAUAUCUCCUGAAGAGUCCUUUGAGUGUGACGGAGACAUAAAGAACAAGAAGGGGAAAGAGAGAGAGAGAGAGAGAGAGAGAGAGAGAAAGAAAGGAGGAUGAUGAUAAAAAUGGACUCUGUCGUAUCCUGCUGAUCGUUAAAAUAGAAAGACCUCGUGUAUAAGAGGUGCAGUCUCUUGGUUGGUGAGGGUUUUUUAGUUGCGUGACAGUGAACAAAUCGUUUAAGUGUUUAUGUGACACGGACAGAAGAAUAGGAGAAACAAAAAAGAAACAACAAGAAUAAAAACAAGCAAGAUUAUUCAUCAGGAUGCCGAGGGGUUCAUUGUUAAUCCUUUUAAUAAUGAUGGCAGUGACAACGAGAUUAGUUUGUCCAGAUAAAUGUGCCGAUGAGUGUACCUGCAAAUGGAAAAAUGGUAAACGUACCGUGGAAUGUAUAAAUCGUGCAUUAACGAGUAUACCAGAACGGAUCGAUCCUGAGACACAAGUGUUGGACAUGAGCGGGAAUCAUGUAAGAAGCUUGCCGAGUAACAUCUUCGUACGUGUACGUCUGACGAAUCUCCAGCGUCUCUAUCUACGCGAGUGUCGUAUCGACCGAAUCGACUCGGAGGCUUUGACCGGCCUUACGAACUUGGUCGAACUCGAUUUAAGUAAUAAUUUGUUAUCAGGGGUGCCAAGUGCCAGUUUUUCUAACACUCCCUUUUUACGUGACCUAGUGUUAGCGUAUAAUCAUUUGGAAAGGAUUCAUUCUCUUGCAUUUAAGAAUACACCUAAUUUGGUUAAACUCGAUUUAUCUCAUACCAAAUUGAUCGAAAUCGAGGCUAAAGGAUUUCGUGGUUUGGAAUCAUUGGAAAGUUUAAAAUUGAACAACAAUGAAUUAACUACGUUACAUCCCGGUACGUUCGAUCCAUUGAACAAACUCACCAGUAUCGAGUUACACGACAAUCCAUGGAUUUGCGAUUGUCGUUUGAGAGAAAUGAAGAUGUGGUUAGUGAAACAUAAUUUACCGACAUUGGUUGCACCCAUUUGUCACGGUCCUGAUCAAUUGGUCAACAAAGUCUUUACCGAUCUCGUGAUCGAUGAUUUUGCCUGUCGUCCGGUACUUUUGAUAGCUAGUCAUUAUGCCGAGGCUACGAUCGGUGAGAACGCUAGUAUAGUGUGUAGAGUAAGUGCUAUACCACCUGCUAAAGUUAAAUGGUAUUGGAACGGACGAUUGUUGACCAAUCAUUCGGCGUUUAGCAGUUAUCAAAAGGUUUUGAUCUUCGAGGAGGGACAAUUUCGUAAAAGGAGUACAUUGGUGUUAACCAAUGCACAGGAAGCUGAUUCAAGUGAAUUUUAUUGCGUUGCGGAAAAUCGUGCUGGCUGUGUGGAAGCCAAUUUCACGUUACACGUAUCAUUAAGAACGGCUGGUAUGUCGACCUUAGGAUCGGGACAGAUAGCUGGUAUAUCAGCAGCAUUGGUAGUCCUGAUACUUUUAAUUCUUCUAAUCAUUCUAGUAUUGUUCGUACGACUUAGAAGAAUGCCCCUGAAAGACGUGAAAUCACAAACGCCCGUUGAAACGGUGUCGGGUGAAGCAAACGGUGAAAUGAUCAAUUCUACUGAAAAUCCGUCAACCACUUCAUCACUGGCUCGAAGAAAACGAGAUGAGAUCGAGACAACGUCGUUCGGAAUCGAUACGAAACCACCGGUAUCCUUGAACCUAAGUUACGUACAAAGACCUCAAACUGCCCUGGUCCAGAAUGAAAGUGAUUAUAGUACAUUAACGAGAUACGACGAUCGUCAAGGUGGUGUUGGUGGUUGUGGUGGUGUUGGUGUAGUAGGUAGUGGUGGUGUUGUAGUGGGUGGUAGUGGUGGUGGUGGUAGAUCCUCGUUAUUAGUAGCACCAGGUGGUGGUGGUGGAUGUUUUUCAUCAACUACGUCCUUGAUGCCCAUCGAUAAUCCUGAUUUGAUUAGAGACACUAGACGUGGCUCUAUGGAAGAUUUAACCCCAUAUGGUGCUGGUGGUGAUUACGUUGGUGGUGUUGGUCGUAUGGAAUUAAUCGAUGACGGUAAAAUAUUAUAUUCCAGUUGUAUUUGGGAUAACACUAAUAAUACCACCACCACCACUACCAGAGACAGCAGCAGCACCACCAGCAAUAACAGUUGUAGGGAUGGUUGUAGAGAUAAUUGCAGAGGUACUUCGUUACAUGUCACUUCUUAUACCUCAUCCAAGGAAACAUUAGCCGUUGUAGCACCAACGGUUGAACAAUUUCCACCUGGUGCUAAACAAAUGCGUGUAUGGCAAAAGGGUGUACCAGUAUUACCACCUGUAUCCGCCCUAAAACGCGUAUUAGGAUCAACGCGUAGCUCACCCGACGAGGGUUAUCAGGAAGGCACUGGAACCGAUGUCUAGGUACCGCUACUUCAUUACUGCGAUCCACGGCAUCGUUAUUUGGAAUUACGUAGACGCCAUCAGGAGGAUGAUACCGACUGCUGAUUUAUUGUUCAAUAUUAUUCUUUCAAUCCUCUUUUUAUUUUUUCUUAUUUGUUUUUUUCUUCUAUAUUUUAACGAACGGGAUCGAUCCUUCUCUACAUUGGUGGUUCUUGUAUGCUGAACAAUUCGCAGUAGUGAAUAAUAAUAACAAAUAUAUAUAUACGUAAAAGAAAAAGAAAAGAUUCCAUUCAACAAAAAUUUCGCUAUGACAAGAACAAAUAAUAUAUAUAUAUAUAUAUAUAUCGUUUCAUUGACUCAGGGGGUGUCUGUUGUUUAAGAACCUCGAGUGAAACUCUUUUUAUCCAUGGUGUCGACGAAUCUGAUAAAAAUAUUAUACAGUGCACAGGUGUUAACGUGUAAGACUACAAUUCUAAGAUGAUAAAUAAUUCAUUGGAUAAAUCAUGAGUUGUCUGUGAGAAUGAAGAAUUUUUUCGUGGUGGUGGGGGAUUUAGAAAAGAAGUGGGGAUGAGGUGGAGUGUUGGGUGGGGGGCGGCGGCGGCAAUUUGAAAGAAAGAAAAAAAAGAGGUAGAACGGUUUUAUUAAGAAAGUUCAGUGUGUUAAUCGAUAAUAUUUAAACUAUGACCGUUAUACUAUCCUAAUUCUUCUGAGAUUCUUCUUCUUACUUGUUUGGAGUCCUAAAAAAAAUAAAAAAAGUAAAUAAUAUAAUAAAUGAGAGGAAGAAUAUGGAAAAAAGAAAAAAAGACAAAGGAAGAAAAGAAAAUGGAGGAAGACUGGUGCGCUACACGCGUGUACGCCGAUGGAUUGCGUAGGUAGGCCCUUUGAUUCAAACGAAAGGGCUAGGGCUAACCGUAAAAGAGCCCCUUUUUUCCGUUAGCGUCUGGACUUUCUAGUCAAUUCGAGAAUGUAAUUAGAUUAUUUUAGAAAGAGAGAGAGUGAGAGAGAGAGAUGGAAUGAGUGGAUGAGUGAAUGUGGGGGGUGGGGGAGAGGAAAGGGAGAGGACGAUGCGUCGAUUUUUUGUUUCUUUUCCCAUGGGAAAAUUUCAUUUGACAUUUUUUAACUUGAAACUUUUUAAAUAAUUUUUUUACUAUUCGUCAUUUACUUAAUGAAAAACCUUCUCGCGCCUAAGGUUUGCAAAAUAAAAUUGCGAAAAAGUGAGGUUAGUCGAAAAAAAUAUCGCAAAUUGAACUUUGCAACCCGAUUCGGAAAUUUUACUUACAUAGAAAAUGGAUUUAAUAUUCAUUAGAUAGUCAUUAGAAAGUUGAAAAUUGUUGGGGGUUUAUAAAAGAAAAAGAAAUUAGAAAAGGGCUAAAAAAAAUGUCCUCCAACGAGGUUUCCAACAUAUAUAUCUUACAUUAAAGUAGAAUCACGUCAACGUGAACACAUUUUUUUCGAAACUUUUGAGUUGAGGUUAAUUUUUCGUUUUCAAUUGUAAAAAAUUGACGAGUCUAAUUGAAAGCCUAAAAAACAACAGGGCUGCUCGAACAUUUUUUUUCUUACACGAGGCCACAUAUUGGCGCUGAUUGCGCAAAACUAUGACUGACAAAAAAUAAACACGAAGGUCAUUGUCAGGUUGGGAAACACAAUAUGCGUAUUAAAAACUUUUGGUGUUCUGGGUUGGUGGAGGGGGGAUUGAGGAUGAUGGUGGGGGGACAAGUAGACGGGUAAUUCGAUUUUGGUUGCUAAUGAAGAAAUAAUAAAACGAAAGAAAAUAAAAAAAAAAAAUGAAUUUAUAACAGGGCCGUUAUGCUGCACCAAAAAGGGGAGGUUGUGCAGGUUGAGCCAUGAUUUGAGCCCGUAAAAGGUUUUCGACGAAGUAUAAUUAGGAAUUUAAAAAUCGAUUAGAAUCUUUUGAGCUCGUAUUGUAAAUAAAAUUAAAUUUGUUUGAUCGUGAAAAUAAUUCAUGAGUACUCGAACUACUCGAAGUAAUUAAGGGUUGUUAAUAAAAAAAAAAAAAAACAAAAAAACAAAAAAAUAUGAAAAAAAAGAAAAAGAAAAUGAAAGACGAUUUGAUAGAAGAUGAGAAGACAAGAGAAAAAAAAGGGAAGAAAGAAUAAAAAAAUAGGAGAGAAACAAAAGCAAAAUGGUGGAUUUCUGUUACGCAAAGAAGAGUUUUACGUGCGCGUUUAAACUAAAACACUUGGUCGAUUAAACCUUAAGCCGAAAGGCCAAUCUCGAGUUCCCAUGCUUAGGACAAACGGUGUGUGUUUGUGGGUAUGUGUGUGUAUGUGUGUGUGUGGUGUUGGUUUGUUGUGCGUGUAAGUACGUAUACGUUCGUGUGUAUCACAGUGUCAAUGAGUUUACGUCUAUGGAUUAGUUAGUAUGUUUGUGUGUAUGUAUUUGUGAGGUUACAAACAUGUGGGGGUAGAAAAAUAGGAUACGUAGCGUGUUACUCGCAAUUCUUACGAUUUCUUUUAAUCGAUUUAUUUUAUUUUUUAUUAUAAUGUAUUUUUAAGUAACAUUCCGACGAUUAUCGACUACUAUUUAUUUAUUUAUUUAUUUAUUUGUUUAUUUAUUUUUUAGGUUAG
Molecule: messenger RNA, 6069 nt
Organism: Polistes dominula (European paper wasp)
Lineage: Eukaryota; Metazoa; Arthropoda; Insecta; Hymenoptera; Vespidae
Cellular component (GO): plasma membrane
Molecular function (GO): protein binding
Source: RefSeq, a predicted model, not a curated record